This is a messenger RNA of Dichomitus squalens LYAD-421 SS1, 1369 nucleotides long. RefSeq lists its product as uncharacterized. NCBI's taxonomy places the organism in Eukaryota, Fungi, Basidiomycota, Agaricomycetes, Polyporales, Polyporaceae. The record is from RefSeq and is a predicted model, not a curated record. Bases 580 to 1065 code for a protein of 161 amino acids. The transcript is spliced from 3 exons.
AGCUGCUCUCGACCUCGCCCGCCUUUGUGCUCGCAAAGGCUCUGAUUGUUCGUCGGAACCGGCGACGAGUAGUAUGACAAACAAUGUAUUGGCAAGUAAGCCCGAGUGGAUGCUCGUCAUGCAAGUCCGUUAUACCCGAGCGGUAUGCUCCCGAGUCUGACACUAUAGCUGCUGUCAAUAAGGAUUCACGCGUGAGCUCGGCACUCAGAGAUCAGGAACCAUAGGGUAAGAGAAGCUGACCGGCGUGCGUCCGCAACGCCUGUUGAUUCCCGAGCGGAUGUAUCCCAUACGUUUCCGGACGUUUGUUUGUUGAUUGUCCGUCCCACAAAGAACGUCCCCACUGAUGCGAUGGCUUCAAUUGGGCGUCGCGUCCCUCCCCUGCCCUUUAUUCACCGUUCGUAUAAAGCCACCUUCGAGACCCUCCGUCGGCCAUAGCAACUCUCCUUUCGAGUUAGCAUUCGUUGCCUUCGCACUCGCCCUCCCCUCCCGUCACUGUCACCUGCUCAAGCAGCCUUUGUGCUCGCGACACCACGCCCUCACCCUCUCAUCCCACUCGUAUACUCGCAUACUACAUCCACAAUGCGUUUCUUCGCUGUCCUCGCUCUCGCUGCCGCCGCCUCCGCUGCGUCCCUCCACCGCAGGCAGUCCUUCCCUGAUUGCUCGCAGUCCUGCCUUGCCAACGCGGACUUCGGCAGCUGUGACCCCCUCGACGACUCCUGCCUCUGCAAGUCCUCCUCGUUCGUCAACUCCGUGACGAGCUGCAUCGAGGGCGCCUGCCAGGGCUCGGACCUCACCAACGCCGAGUCCGCUGCGCAACAGCUCUGCCUCGCCGUCGGCGUCACCCUCACCUCAACACCCGCGGCCUCCUCCGCGUCCGCCUCUGCAUCUGCGACCGCGCCCGCAUCCGGCUCCACCACUAGCACCGCUGCCGGCUCUGCGACUCAAACUGCCCCCGCGUCCGCCACGACGUCCGCCGCUAGCAGCGGCAGCAACGGCGCGGCCUCGCAUGGCGCGAACGCACUCCUCGCGCUCGCCGCGGUGGGCGCUGCUGCCCUCGUCUUCUAGAUGCGCCCCACGGCCCUGUCGUUUUAGACGUAAAUAUGCGCGCCCGGUGCCGAGCGUCGGGGCCAGCGCAUACGCCCCUUUGCCUGGGCUGCUCGACGCUUGAUGAACACUUCCCCUAGUCUGUGCUCGGGCUAAGCUCAGAUCCGCCUACACACACACCUCAUAGCGUUUUUAUGAAUGACCCGGUCGUUCGCUUUCCUUUCGUGCUUGCUUGCUUUUAUACAUAUGUAUCCUUGCUUGGGCUUUGAAGCCGUCUUGUGUAGCAUGUUUCUUUCGCUCUUCUUGCGCAAUACCAUAUUGGCUA